Molecule: messenger RNA, 2133 nt
Organism: Colletotrichum orchidophilum
Lineage: Eukaryota; Fungi; Ascomycota; Sordariomycetes; Glomerellales; Glomerellaceae
Product: multicopper oxidase
Exons: 1
Coding region: 1-2133 (710 amino acids)
Molecular function (GO): copper ion binding; oxidoreductase activity
Source: RefSeq, a predicted model, not a curated record
AUGGACGUUGAGCGAGGAAGAAGUGGUCACGAAAGGCUUUUGAGUCCGGCUCUGUCCAUCUCCACCGACGCGUUAUCGUCUUACAGCUCAGCGGCGGAGGAUACCGGCGAGAAAUCGCCAUUUCUCUCUUCGCCAAAUGAUGACGAGAGGCCGCAGCGGUUGAGGAGUCAGCCAACUGGCUCGUGGCUGAGUAGAGUUUCGGCAAGCCUCUUUGGCGUCUUUGUCUUCUUUUUCAUUUUCUACGCAUCGGAUCUGCUCUACUCAGCAUUUACGUCUGCGUCUGCUCCGCACCAUCUCGCAGCGCCAGUUUACGUGGUAAAAGAGCCAAUUCCAUCAUCACCGCGGUUGAGGAACUCGUCCGAAUAUGUCUUGGACUCUGCUUGGGACUUCAACGCCGCCACAGGCACCAGAGAAUACUACUGGACCAUCAAUGAUGCAACCUUGAAUCCAGAUGGAAUCUUUCGGCCGAUGAUGCUCAUCAACAACCAGUUCCCUGGGCCGCUCAUCCAGUGUAACGAAGGGGAUACCAUCGUCGUCCAUGUACGCAACAUGGCCGUCAAUGCUACAGCCAUUCAUUUCCACGGCAUGUAUCAAAACGGCACAAACUCCAUGGACGGCACCGUCGGCGUGACGCAGUGCCCCAUCGCACACAAUGCGACGUUUACAUAUCGGUUCACGGUCGACAAUCAGUCGGGGACAUAUUGGUAUCAUGCACACCAUAGCGUACAAGCUUCAGAUGGGCUCGUCGGGCCUCUGGUCAUUCAUCCGAGGGAUGACCAUGGGACCAAGAAUCAGUACGCGACCGAUCGCGUUGUGCUGAUACAGGAUCACUACCACAACACGUCUGCCGAGUUGUUGAUGGACUACCUCCAACCAGACCAGGAAAACGACGAGCCUGUGCCUUCCAGUGGCCUCAUCAACGGGCGCAACUAUCGCAACUGUGCCGACUUUGACGGAUGGAAUUGCCACAAUGAGAACCCUCGUCUGCAAUCGCUGAACACCUUGGACUUGGCUCCCAACGAGCGACAUCGCCUGAGGUUCAUCAACGUCGGCGCUUUCGCAGAGUUCCAAGUCGAAAUCGACGAGCACCCGUUCUACAUCACCGAGGUGGACGGGACCGGCGUCCACCCUGAACCAUUUCACCGGCUCAACAUCCUACCAGCACAGCGCUAUAGUGUGGUGGUGGAGACCAACCUCACCACCGCUAACACCUUCUGGAUGCGAGCCAGAAUGAUCACUCAUUGUUUCGCACGAGAGAACCCCUGGCUCGACUCUGAAGUCAAGGCAGUUGUCCGCUACAGCACACCAGCCUCUAGCAACAAAGAGACGCACGAGACAUCCCCAGGACACAUUGAACCACAAAGCAAGAGCUGGAACGAGGCCGUGGACGUCGACUGCCGAGACAUGAACACAAGCCUCCUCAGACCCCUCGACGCGAUCCCAGCGCCAAACACCACAGCCACAAUGUACCUCCGCGCCAACUUUGAAAUCGGAGCCUGGCGCCUGUCGCGGGGCUUCUUCAACGCCUCGACGUGGCACGCCAACCUCACCUCGCCGGCUCUAUACCGUUUCCUGGAUGCCGCCGCCAAGAGCGAUGACAACGGCACAUUGAUUCCGUCCACAACCGGCGUAAACGACAUCGUCUUUAAUCCUGAAAAGGAGUUUGUCUAUCAGACGCACGGCAUCCAGAGUGUCAACAUCAUCAUCAGCAACUUUGACGACGGCGCGCACCCUUUCCACAUCCACGGACACAAGUUCUUCGUGCUGAAGCAAGGGCCGUCGGGGUACCCGCCCAACGACAUGGCCGAGCUGGAACGAGAGCUCGCCGCCUCGGGCGUCCUGGAGAACCCGCUUCGGAGGGACACCAUGACGGUCCAAGGCUAUGGGUGGGCGGUCAUCCGGGUCGUGCUGGAUAAUCCGGGCGUGUGGGCGUUCCACUGCCACAAUGCGUGGCACGCCGAGGCGGGCAUGAUGAUGAUGAUUGCGGCGAGGGUCGAGACGGCAAAGGAAUGGGCGCUGGCGAGCGAGGAGAAGGAGGGAGAAGAAGGUGAAGCACGAAAGCUCUGCGGGUUGCCCGGGGUCGAGAAAGGGGCUCGGCCUAGUGAUGACCUUUGGUUUGGAAACUUUGGUUGA